Medioppia subpectinata is the source of this 473-nucleotide messenger RNA. The record is from the annotation of a GenBank genome assembly. Lineage: Eukaryota; Metazoa; Arthropoda; Arachnida; Sarcoptiformes; Oppiidae.
AACAGGAGAUCGAAGACUUCAUUGAACACAAACUCUGCACUCGAAUGCAAAUUGUUAUAACAAAGGAGGCGUGCGAUACGUUUGUCCAACAAUAUGGGCCCCAAAUUCUGAAUCUCAUCGCUCAGAAACUCUUUGAUCCGACGACUGUAUGUCAAAAGGAAAUGCAUAUGUGUCCCAACACUACCACCGCUGUUCCCGUCGAGACUAUUCAACCGCAACAAGACUUUCAACUCACCCGACAGACCGAGAAGUGUGAUCUAUGUGUACAACUCGUACAACAGAUGGACAAUUUGCUUGAAAACCAAGACGUGGACAAAGAGAUUGCAAAAGUAGUUGAGAAGGCCUGCCAUCCCCUGUCCAGAGCUCGAAGGGUUGAGUGUGAACUAAUGGUCGAGUCUUUUGCGCCAUACUUUUUGCAAAUGAUUGGACGCAUGAGUGACGCGAAUCAGAUCUGCAAAGUAUGUCUAAAUGCU